AUGUUUGCAUACAAGAUAGCCGGACCGUCGCUGCGGUGCGCAUGCUACGCGUCUCAGCCACCAGCGAUUUCCGUCUUUCGUCCAACCGUGUCAAGGCUUCGCUACCUUUCGCAGCAGCGCGCACAAUACGCCCAGCUGAGAAGUGAAGCCCCAAGACCUAACAACGAACAGCCACCUAUACCGGAAGAAGUACUACGACGGGCGGUGGACGAUGGUUCCGACAACACAUAUACACAGUUUCCCAAAGUCAAAGUGAGAUACUUCAUUCCUGCGAUUUGGGCACUUUCUGUAUCCGGCGGCAUCUUCUACGGUCUCGCCUACCUAGAGGCCAAGAGCGAACUCAAAUCCAAACCAGCAUCUGGUGGAGGAUGGCUUCAAGCGUCACAAUGGAGUACAAAACAACGUGGCCCGCCGACCCCGACUGAAGUCGUGACUGGAGCCUGGACUAAUCUUGACCCAAUUUCGAGAGUCACGUAUGGAAUUAUUGGAGCCAACAGCGGUAUCCACCUGAGCAGCUUUCUACUGCCCAGAGCCUGGGAAACACUAUGGCAUCUGCCCGCUCGCAACGUCAAUUACACCCAAUUUACAUCCAUGUUUGUACAUGGUGGAGCUUUGCAUUUCUUCGUCAAUAUGUACUUCUUGAACAACUUCAUGGCACCAGUCGGAUACUCUCGCCUAUUCGAGGGCAGCCCGUACCAUACAUUGUCGUUCUAUCUCUCAGCUGGUGUGCUUUCGGGCUUCGCUCAACACUGGACAACUUUGAGCACUCGCAUACCUUUUCAUAGGCGACCAAUCCCUGAAAUCUUUAUUCGUUCCGGAGGCGCAUCAGGAGCACUGUUCGGAAUUCUUGGAGUCUUCUGCAUGCAAUACCCUCAUGCUGGCCUAGGAAUAUUAUUUGUCCCUGUACAUUUCGACGCGCAAUACGUGCUGCCCGCGAUCCUACUUUUCGAUCUGGUUGGCAUUAUUCGUGGGUAUAGCUUUGUGAACUUUGGUCACGCAGCUCACUUCGCUGGUGGAAUGCUGGGCGUAGCAUACUCGUAUUUCGACGGAAAGACAAAUCUUUGGAAGCCAUUGGAGAGCUCCAAGAGCGCUCAAGAGCAUAUAUUCCACAUAUACACCAAUACUCUUUCCAUUCUAGAUGGAAGCAUGCAAGCUAACAUAUCCAGUAACAGCGUCACCAUCGCGCUCGAACCUGGUGAUGGUUCUCAUGUUCCCUUUGAACUCAGUAGUCGCAUGCGUAGGCGAUGUUUCGUAUUGAGCGCGAUACCCCCAGGUGCUAUACUGCGAAGUGUGCAAUUCGAGCCUUUCCGAGCUGUGAUGAACUACCUAGACAGCGGAGAGUGUUCCCCAAUCUUCACAGGUCUGGCCGAGGGCAACGCAUCCCUACUUCUCUUCGCUCAAACGUGGGUGCUAGCGGCGCAACUUGGUCUAACUGGAUUGCAGAAUGAUCUCAUGACGAUGAUGAUUGGCAUUCAUACCAACAUCAUCAACGGAAGAGGUACAGACUUGGACGUCCAGUACACUACCGACGAGUCCCUCCUUGAAGCUUUUCAACAUCUUCGAGACCAGAUCGGACGCAACAGUCAUGCCGAAAACUUCCUCAUAUGCUUUGCUGGUAGGACGGCACCUUCAAUCAGCAAACUGGAACGAAACCUCAAUACCGCGAAGACUGACCUUGCUAUUCGAAAUGAAAUAUUGGCGGAAGCACGAUCGUUUAGUCCAGAUCCCAUCAAGAAUCAGCCAGAGAUGUUCUUUGUUAACGACAGGAGGCGCCCUUCUUACCCACAACUCGAGAUACAGCCAAACAAAACAGGUUCAGAUAACGGAUGUUGGACAUCCACUCACACAACACAUCCGAUCGAUGUAAACGACGCCGAUAGACCACAACUGACCAAAACUUUUGGAGGAUUCGGUAAUGGUAUACAAAAGCACUCGUCGAAGAUGCCUAAGCACAAAUAUCAUGUAGGCCAUCCCAGAUCUCCAGAUUCUACUCACACGCUACUACGUAGCUCGUUCUCCAACCAGCCAGAUGAGGCUCGUGAUCCCAGAGUGCGCAUACAUGUGGGCGACCCCGAUGAGCCAAAUCUGUCGUAUCCUUCACAGGGUGUGGACAAUCACAAUGGUGACCUUAGUGCUUCCACUGUAGGCCAUGAUGGCGUGUUGCACUUGGAUCGACCUCCGUCAUUACCAUUACCAUCGGCGCUACCGCCGCUUUCCUCACCAUCACCACCUUCGGCAUCCCUGAAAUGCCCACGCCCGCCUGUGUCUUCGCACACUCACUUACCAUCUCACCGGUCCUUUGUUGGUUCCCAAGAUCGAAGACUCGAGGCGCCAUGCGUCAUCCAAGUCUUCCAGUAUAACAACAAGGCGCACGACAACGCGUAUCGCAUCAAGAACGAGAGCGAAAGUACUGUAGCAGCUCAAGUGCAGGGCCGUGGUAAAGGCAGAGAUAGGACUGUACGAGCUGUAGCAAAUAGUGAUGGACAAGGCCACAAGCUAACUAAGCAAAGGAAAGGGAGACGAUACAAAUGGUUCUCCCUCUUGACUUGUGGCAGUAAACACUACUAG
Molecule: messenger RNA, 2568 nt
Organism: Alternaria burnsii
Lineage: Eukaryota; Fungi; Ascomycota; Dothideomycetes; Pleosporales; Pleosporaceae
Exons: 3
Coding region: 1-2568 (855 amino acids)
Cellular component (GO): membrane
Molecular function (GO): serine-type endopeptidase activity
Source: RefSeq, a predicted model, not a curated record